Messenger RNA from Oncorhynchus kisutch (coho salmon), 2054 nucleotides. Its product is annotated as sodium/nucleoside cotransporter 2-like. Gene Ontology annotation, biological process: nucleoside transmembrane transport. Gene Ontology annotation, cellular component: plasma membrane. Lineage: Eukaryota; Metazoa; Chordata; Actinopteri; Salmoniformes; Salmonidae. The record is from RefSeq and is a predicted model, not a curated record. Gene Ontology annotation, molecular function: nucleoside:sodium symporter activity.
AUGGAACUGGCUUUCUCCUCUGCUUCUAUCAAAUGCUAUGUGGCAUACUUCAUCACAGCAUGCAUAUUGGACUUUGAGAGGGCCAUUGCCCUUGUAGUCCUCACCAGUUUGGCAAUUGUCUCCAAAGCCUAUGACCUUGUGAAGACAUACCAUGGAAAUAGCAUAACCAAAUGUUUCAUACCAGCUCAAAGAUGCUACAACAAUUUCCGGGGAUGGAUAAUAGGAGUUUUCGUUGUUGCGGUGCUGGUCCUGCUAGUGACUUGGCUCGUUGUGGACACAAGCAAGCGACCAGAGCAGCUCAUCUCAUUUGGAGGGGUCUGCAUGUUCAUUCUAGUCAUUUUCAUCUUCUCAGCCCACAGGACAGAGGUGGCAUGGAGGUCAGUUUUUUGGGGUCUUGGUUUACAAUUCUGUAUUGGACUGUUUGUCAUAAGGACAGAGCCAGGACUCACAGCCUUCCAAUGGCUUGGAGAGCAAGUGCAGAUAUUCUUGAACUACACAAAACACGGGUCAUCAUUUGUUUUUGGACCACUAGUAUCUGACAUCUUCGCAUUUCAGGCUUUGCCCAUUGUGAUAUUCUUCAGCAGUGUGAUGUCAGUUCUUUAUUUCCUUGGAAUAAUGCAAUGGCUCAUCAUUAAGAUCGCAUGGGUAAUGCAGAUAACGAUGGGAACCUCACCCACUGAGACCUUGAGUGUUGCAGGCAACAUAUUUGUUGGACAGACUGAAGCGCCAUUGCUGAUUCGCCCCUAUUUGAUGGACAUGACCAAAUCUGAAGUGCAUGCUGUCAUGGUUGGAGGCUUUGCCACCAUUGCAGGAAGUGUGAUGGGUGCAUUCAUCUCAUUUGGGAUUGAUGCAUCCUCUAUGAUAUCUGCCUCUGCAAUGGCUGCCCCAUGUGCCUUGGCAAUCUCCAAGCUGUCCUAUCCAGAGACAGAAGAGAAAACAUUUACAUCAGAGGAAAAUAUCAAGGUGGCUUGUGGGUAUGUGUUUUUGUGUUUUGUGUUUGUGUGUAUGUGUUUGCCAUUUACCGAUUUUUUACAUUCCCCUGCAUUUUGUUGUAUAUAUAAUAUACUUUCUGUGGUUCAUAUUAGGCUGUCUUAACUCCCCAGUGAUGAACAGAACAUUUUGGAAGCAGCUAGCAGUGGAGCAUCUACAUCAAUAGGCCUUGUUGCUAAUAUAGCUGCCGACUUGAUAGCAUUCCUUGCGAUACUGGCAUUCAUCAAUGCAUCUCUUGGCUGGCUGGGAGGCCUGGUGGGAUUUCCCUCUAUCACAUUUGAGGUAUGCUCCAGGCAGCUCCACAUACCUUAAUCCCAUUUCACAUUCAAAGAUCCUUCUGUCUUGACUUGACACCCAUGACUAACCCAGUACUUCGUGAUGAGUGAUGGACAUGCUUUGGCAUUUUUUUUAUUUAACAGCGUGUGAUGCAUGGCUGAAUAAUUGUGCACAUCACAAAAUAAGAUAAGAUAAUUAUUUCAUUGUGCCUUGGUAAAAUGUCCAAAUCAUCGAAAUGUGUAAAAUAAUUCAGAUGAGAAUAUCUGGGGUUCGUUCCUUGUUCCUUGUCAUUGGCUCAUUGGUGAAAUUAGCAUUAUGACAAUAGCUUUAAUUAAAUCAUUCAAAAUACUUUAUUAAUGCAAUUGCAGACAGAAGUUGACAACAGAUGCAUAUUACGCACGUUCCUGAGUAAGUUCUGCAAAAUAGAAAAGGUCCCAAGUUAUUUUAUUAAACCCAAAGUCCAUCCCUAGUGAUUUCACUGCAUACGUCGUUACGUUCUACUCAUCAGACCAGGCUCAUGCAUACACAGCUUUAUAAACUUGCAAGAGAGAUACAAUAGUUCCAGUGUUUUCUAAGGCCUAGGCAGUAAAUGUCCACUCCACAAGUUGAUUAAUUGUGGAAUGUCUGACUUGUGUCUUAUCUCUUACACUCCCCUGCAGUGUUUUGUCUCAGUCACACAUGUCUCAAAAUGUUUCUUUAUAAGAUAUCUAUAUCUAUAUCUAUCCUACCCUGCCUUUCUAAGGUCUUCGAAAGCCAAGUCAACAAAUAGAUUACCGACCAUUUCGAAU